GUACUGCGUCGACCAAUAGAAUGCGGCGGAAUCCGGGCCUGCUGACUCCGCUCAACAAAUCAGCGUCGAUAUCGUUCAGCUCUCUCUAACGUCCGGUGAAGGUCUUUCUGAACACUCUGGCGGGAGAGGGAGCGAGCCGUUUGGCCUCUUAUGGAGGAUUAACAAAAAACAAGUGAAUACCUCGUUUAUAUACGUAGUCUGCGUUUUAAAAGCACGUUUAACUUAAUUAAGAACUUUUUUUCUGAAUUAAACUGUCAGUAGAAUAAAAAAAACAAAGCAGCUCGUGGAAACAGAAUGGACGAUUACAGCCGAGACUCCCUUUAAAGACCUGGGUUGAAAGUAAAGAUCUCUCCUACAACCUAUCAAUCGAUCCGGAGGAGCCGGUUCCCUGCACUGCAACGGUUACGUUCAACUAACUCCGCGGUGCCGAAUCCAGGUGCUUGUGAACGGAGGCGGCGUGGCGUGGGACUGGGUCUUUGUAGUUCGCUGGUCUCUCCCAAGAGACACGCAUUUUGUAGCCAGUUGGAGCUUGCAGAUCUGUCGCAGCGGUAAUGGCGAAGGUGCAAGUGCUAAAUGUAGCCGUUUUGGAUAACCCGAGCCCUUUCGGAAACCCCUUCCAGUUCGAGAUCACUUUCGAGUGCAUGGAGGAUCUGCCGGAAGACUUGGAAUGGAAGAUAAUAUAUGUGGGCUCAGCAGAAAGUGAAGAGUACGAUCAGACUUUGGACUCGGUUCUGGUGGGCCCAGUUCCUGCUGGGAGGCACAUGUUUGUGUUUCAGGCGGAUGCCCCCAACACGGGCUUGAUUCCCGAGAGCGAUGCAGUGGGAGUGACCGUUGUGCUGAUCACAUGCACCUACCGUGGGCAAGAGUUCAUCCGCAUCGGCUACUACGUCAACAAUGAGUAUACCGACCCAGAGCUGCGUGAAAACCCACCUCUUAAACCUGACUAUGCACAGCUUCAGAGGAACAUUCUGGCCUCUAACCCACGUGUCACCCGCUUCCACAUCAACUGGGAGGGCUGUGCCGAGCGGAUGGAGGACUGUGAGAAUGUGGACCCCGCCCCCAAUGCCAUGCUUCCCCCCUCCUGUCCCCCUGGAAAGGCUCCGCCCCUUAGUUUGUUGCCUGACAACUCCAUGGACUGCUUGUAAAAAAAGCCCCAUGAGCCUGGUUAGAAACACUCACACACACAAUCAGUCAUACACACAUACUACCUGGCCACCCCUGGCACUUAUGUUAGUAUAUUGGGGUAUUUGGUUAACUCAAAGGAAAAAAAGAUACGUACUACAACAUCCACAUAUUCGCAGCACUUGCCAUACGUUGACUGAAGCUUCACAUGAAGAUGUCAGUCAGGCUCUGUCAACAAGGCGAUGUGAACAGGCCUUCUCUAACUUUGGGGGCUGCAUCUUCUGAGGAGAACAUCUCUCUGGACUGGACUAAAUGGGAGCUUAAUCCCAUUGUAUUCCUAUGUACACUAAUUGCAUUAUUUUUCGUGUUUGUGUAAAUUUCAUCUUGUUAAAGAAGGCUUUUUUUUUUUUUUUAAUAAAACCAUCAGGAGAUUAGGAAGAGAAAAUCCAGUGAGCUUUUUGUGACUGAAACAGAAGUUUGUUAUUCUGCUCCAAAAGUUGGUAAAAGGCUUGCAGUCUUCAGUUACACCUUCGUAUUUAUCAGGUGGGUGAUGAACGGUGUGACAGCUACUCUGUGUGGAUGUUGUGUGGAAAUGCACGGUGGUGUUGUGGAGCAGACGGUUGAAUACGUGUGUUGGAGGGGUAUCUAUUGGGGAAGUCAGCACCUUGUGGUUCUGGGUAGAAAUGUUUUGACUGUAUGGUCGCAUGGUUUGGCUGUGAGGGUUUCUGUCCAUUUUUCCUGCUCAGAAGUCAUCGUACAUGGCAAAUUUUUAUUUACAACUGUUGAAAGGUCAGGAUUUGUUUUGCUGUUCAUGUACAUACCUUUCUUGUAUUACAUCUGUCUUUAAAAUCUUGUUUCUUUUGUAAUUUGUUUGAAGAUCCUUUAUAAAUUUCACAUGAUGAAUAAAUGCCAUUGGUUUUGUUUUCCUCC
This is a messenger RNA of Paramormyrops kingsleyae, 2052 nucleotides long. Its product is annotated as histone chaperone asf1b-B. Gene Ontology annotation, biological process: DNA replication-dependent chromatin assembly. Gene Ontology annotation, cellular component: nucleus; chromatin. The record is from RefSeq and is a predicted model, not a curated record. NCBI's taxonomy places the organism in Eukaryota, Metazoa, Chordata, Actinopteri, Osteoglossiformes, Mormyridae. Gene Ontology annotation, molecular function: histone binding.